AUGGCCGACUCGGACGAGGAAUACGUAGGAGAUGUCACAGAUGACGAGGAUGACCUUCAGGUCACCCGGAAAGAUCGCGUGACGACUAGAAAGAAGAAACAGCGUGGUGGUGCAGAAUGGGAGCUAGCUAGGACCUGGGAGACUCUGGUCGAAGGCGCCGACGGCACCAUUAGCUCGACGGUGGAAGGAUUACUCGAGGCGGGAAAACGAAAAAGACUCCUCAAAGACACCACUCCGUUACAGCGCGGAAUCAUUCGACACCUCAUCCUCGCCCUUGAUCUAUCCCAGUCCAUGUCCGAGAAGGACCUACGGCCGACACGAUAUCUCUUGACAUUGCGCUAUGCGCAGGAUUUUGUUCGAGAAUUUUUCGAACAGAAUCCCAUCUCUCAGCUGGGCGUUAUUGGCCUUCGAGACGGUCUAGCGAUUAGGGUCAGUGAUAUGAGUGGAAAUCCAACAGAGCAUAUCGAGGCCAUACAGUCGCUAAGGACGCAUGACCCGAAAGGCUUGCCCAGUCUUCAGAAUGGCCUAGAAAUGGCGAGAGGCGCACUGUUCCAUACACCCAGCCACGGCACUCGCGAAGUUCUAAUUAUCUUUGGCUCCCUUCUAUCUUCGGACCCGGGUGAUAUCCAUCAAACCAUCAAUACGCUGAUAAAUGACAAGGUCCGCGUACGAAUUGUUGGUCUCGCAGCGCAGGUAGCAAUAUGUCGCGAACUUUGUACCAAAACUAAUGGGGGUGACGAGACGGCCUACGGUGUGGCGCUUCAUGAGCAGCAUUUCAGAGAUUUGAUGCUGGAUGUGACCACGCCUCCUGCUUCCUACUCUCAAAAGGAAUCUGCAAGUUCGCUGCUCAUGAUGGGAUUUCCUUCGCGGACUGUGGAGUCUAGCCCCUCCCUCUGCGCAUGCCACUCUAAGCCCUCACGAGGAGGAUACUUGUGUUCUCGCUGUGGCAGCAAGGUUUGUAGCUUGCCUGCAGAAUGUCCUUCCUGUAGCCUUACCCUUAUCUUGUCUACUCAUCUGGCGCGAUCAUAUCACCAUUUGUUCCCCCUAAUGAAUUGGGUCGAGGUGCCAUGGCGUGAAGCAGUUCGGAGCAAAGCCUGCUUUGCUUGUGGGCUACCUUUCCCCACCGGUCCUCCAGAAGACCAGGCGCAGACAGUGGAGAACCCGACCAAAGGCAUGAGUGCAAGCAGUCGCUAUGAGUGUACAGCGUGCCAGAACCACUUCUGUAUUGAUUGCGACCUUUUUGCCCACGAGGUCGUACAUAAUUGCCCGGGUUGCCAAAGUAAGAGCAUCCCGUCGGUAAAUGAGGUGGGAAACCCAGAUGGGAUGGACAUCACGGUUUGA
This is a messenger RNA of Penicillium chermesinum, 1341 nucleotides long. RefSeq names its product TFIIH/NER complex subunit SSL1. Gene Ontology annotation, cellular component: transcription factor TFIIH holo complex; transcription factor TFIIH core complex. Bases 1 to 1341 code for a protein of 446 amino acids. Gene Ontology annotation, biological process: nucleotide-excision repair; DNA-templated transcription; regulation of transcription by RNA polymerase II. The transcript has 3 exons. Lineage: Eukaryota; Fungi; Ascomycota; Eurotiomycetes; Eurotiales; Aspergillaceae. The record is from RefSeq and is a predicted model, not a curated record. Gene Ontology annotation, molecular function: zinc ion binding.